This is a messenger RNA of Symbiodinium sp. CCMP2592, 1857 nucleotides long. Lineage: Eukaryota; Dinophyceae; Suessiales; Symbiodiniaceae. The record is from the annotation of a GenBank genome assembly.
AUGGAGCCUGCUCCGGUCCACCCGGCUUGGGAGCCGCAAUCCUUGGUUCGGUGUCUUUACGCUGGUCGUGUGCCAAAGGUGGUUGUGCUUUGCCUGAUGCUUCUCCUCGCCAACGAGAAGAUGGACUGGACACGUGCCUUCUGGCUGGAGAACCCAUGGAGUACUGUACAUGUGGAGACGGUUUGGAAUUUCGCCGAGUUCUUCGCUGGGGAUGCAAACCUUUCCAAUGCCCUGCGGAACAUGAAUCUGCCUGGGGCUUCCUUCGAUCAGAAGUACCCAAGCUCCGGGAUGGACUUCCGCACGGCAAGUGGGCUGGCUUUGUCGGCCAUCCUUCGCCUUAAACCAGCAAGCCUAGUCUUCCUGGCCCCAGUGUGCAGCACCAUGGGGACGUUGGUUGCGAAUCAUACUGGUCGGAGUUUCGUGUUACCAAUUGGCGACACAAGACGAGAGGAUGACUACGCUUUUGUGCUGGGUCCUCUCGGCUCUUGGACAUCGGCUCUUCCUCCUGAUGCUUCAAUGGAACUGCUUCUCGGGGCCUUGAAGUACUAUGAAGAUCACGCAUCCAAGUACUGGAUGGAGGAUGCAGCGAUGGAUGAGGACGAGACAUGUGAAAGCAAUGACCCCGAUCGGUUCUUGGGUCUAUCGCCCGAGACGGCUGAGCUGUGGAAGACUUUGGGUGACACGCCCGAUUCCAAAGCUCUCAAGGAAGAGUACCUCCGCACGAAGGGGAUUUUCGAGUGGGAGCUGCGGUGGAAGCACUACAUCCGAGACGACACAGGUUCUCCCCGGAUGAAACAAGAACAGGCUGCCUUGGAGAAGUACAUGAACGAGCAGAUGAGCAAGCUACGAGGGCAAAUGCAACAGGAGCUAGUGCAGCAUCAGCAGGCCCUUGACGAAGCCAGGAAGCAGCAUGAGGCGGCACUGCAGGCAGAGCAGGAGAGGCAGGAGCAGCUUAUGAUGCAGCGCCAGGCCGAGCACGAGGCAACCUUACAGGAGGAGCGGGAGCAGCACGAGCACAACCUUUGCUUGCUCAUCGAGCAAGCCUCUUCUGCCCAAGCAGAGGCCGUACGAUCUAUGCAGACAGCACCCAAGCCUGCAAAGGCUGACACUGCUCCCAAGCCGGAUGCAAACCGCGCAGAUGCUCAUGAUGCUAAAGCUAAGCUGCGGGCAAAGAUGGCCAUUGCUGUUGCAACAACCCCGCAAGCUGCCCCAGCAGCCCAGCUUGCUUUGGCCGUUCCGGCCCUCCGCAAGGGAUUGGUUCUGGCCAAGCUGAACUGCCUCAUCACCUUCCGCACCAAGACCGUGAAGUGGCGAAAGAACCUCCAAGGCUACUCUUGGAAAACCGAAGCCGAGAUGCGGAAGCCGCCUCUCGAGUGGGAGGAGUCGAGGAUUCAGGGUGCCAUCAAGCACUGUGAGAAGAAGAAAGACUUGUAUGACCCCAACAUCCGCAAGUACCUUGUUUUGGUGCGGGAUGAUGUUGAAUCCGCAGAAGAGAAGCUGCAAGAGCUGCAGCAAGAGAUGGCGCAAAUGGGCCUCUUGUCCAGUGACUUCGAGCUCGGAGACAUCAUGGAGGAAUUGGAUGGGGAGACCACCACAGACAACUCCAAGCCACAGCCAGGUGGCAAGAAGCGCUUGGCCGAGUACCCCACGGUGGAGGGCGAGGAAUCUAUUCAGGAAUACCUUGGACAAUACCGACGUGCAGUCCUUACCCGCAAAGCUCUGCUGAAGGGUGCUCGUGAGCGGCUCGAGAAGGAGGGAUCAAAGGGCCACGAGACUCACUUUGCCAAGACGGCCGCGAAGACCAAGGCCGCUCCAAAAAAAACGCCGGCUCCUCCGGAUUCGGAGGGAGCCAAGUGA